This is a messenger RNA of Parastagonospora nodorum SN15, 513 nucleotides long. RefSeq lists its product as hypothetical. Bases 1 to 513 code for a protein of 170 amino acids. The record is from RefSeq and is a predicted model, not a curated record. Lineage: Eukaryota; Fungi; Ascomycota; Dothideomycetes; Pleosporales; Phaeosphaeriaceae. Gene Ontology annotation, biological process: regulation of transcription by RNA polymerase II. Gene Ontology annotation, molecular function: transcription coregulator activity. The transcript has 3 exons. Gene Ontology annotation, cellular component: mediator complex.
AUGCAGAUCGCCGGAAAGCCGAAGGCACAGAAGAUGGAGAAUGUCUUCAUGGAACCAUUGUGCUAUCCAGCACAAGAGUGGAACCUCCUUAAGGUGCAAGGGAAGGAAAUAGAGAAGGCGCUCAACCCGACCCAGACUGCGCUGGACCCUGAAUUCGGCAGUCUCCUGGAUGGCGCAUUCGCGGGCAUCGCUCCUGGACCGCUACCUGCCGCAGACACCACCCGAUACAGGACAUACAUUGGCACAGAUGACGCAGUGGAGAGGACAACGCACAAGGGAACAUGGCCAAAAGGCGGAAACUUCAAUUUGAACGAACCUCUCACUCAGUCGAGGUGGGCGGUGCACGACGAUAGCAUCGACGACGAAAAGGCAGAUCGCGUUCUUGACUUUGACAAAAGCUUCAGAGGAGGAAGCAAGCAGAGCAACAGAACGGUGGCGUUGAAUGAGGGGCACUCUGGACGCAUUGGAAUUACCGACACGGGACGCUACCCUCUUCUCGAUACGGAGAGAUGA